GCCGUGCUCUCCGGUGUCAUACCGAAAUCGUUUUCGCAGAAAGUGGUGACUUGGCUCCUAGACUCUGUAAACGCCGGUCGCAGUGUCUUCUCCAGUACUGAACAUCAGAUAAAUUAUCCAAAGAAUUAAAGGCUAUCUACCAAUAAUUGAAUCAGCAGAGAUAUAAAAGGCAGCAGGCAAAAAAGCUGUGCGAUUUUGAGACUUGUUAAAAAGGUUGAAAAUCGGUUUCCACAAAAGAAAACCACACAGGCAGAAUAUUUAUUUUCAACAAUUCCAUCGUUCAAGUUUAGUAGAAGUUUUAGUAAGAGAACAAAUUGUUUUCCAGUUUUACAUUUCCAGCCGGAUAGGAAAAAAAGUGUUUUUUUAAGUUUUCCAUCAGAAACGGCCAGUUGGUCGAUUCCUUCGAAAAAAGAAAAGUGAAAAUUAAGUGGUGAAUCAUCGGGCACAGACGCAUUGAAGUUGAUCGAACAAAAGUCGAAAAAAUUGUGCACGAAAGGAAAAUUUUCAUUGAUCUGUCUGUGUGUCGAAAGCUGAAAAGAACGGCCAAGAGUUCCUUUUGGGAAAGAAAGAAGAAGUAACAGCAGUGGAAAAAAGUUUCCUUCUUGCUCGUAGUAGUCCGGUUUUGUGGAAAACUGAGGUGUUCCCGAGCGAGAGCAAAUAUUUGUGUGUAGUUCGAUACUCGGAGCGAUAGGGAGAAAGAGAACGAUUUUUCGCAGAUCGACUGAGAGAACAACUGAGCAGGAGAGAAGUAUAGGAGUUUAAGUUGGAAAACGAAGGCACGAGGCUAGUGUGUUAGUGUACUCCGUUGCUUCUGAAAGGUCCUGACGAUACUGUCCGUGCUACGACGGGUGCGGCCAUACUUUGUGCAAGCACGCACCAAUACCAGUCGGUCAGCUGAAGGAUCCGAUCAGUGACAUUUGGGUGAGAAGAUUCGACCAGACAGUUUCGUCUGAGGCAAUUUGUCCUGAAGUUGACCCGUGCGAGCCAAUCCGUGUUCCGGUUCCGUUCUAGUCGGAGAAGUGAUACAAUUUUGCUGAAAAGCGCAAAGGUAUCUGUCAAACUGUCUAACCUAUCUACCAGCGAGAUGUCGGGGGAUCAAAGUGGCCCCGCUGAGUUGAAUGGCACGGGAGGUGCCCCCGGUGGUGGUAGUGGUAGCAAUGGCGUCCAGGCCGACGGUGCCAUGAAUGGUGGUACCAUGAAUGGUGGUGCCAUAAGCCCCGGUGGUGGUGGUGGCAGUGAUGCCGGCGGUGCCGGUGGUCAAAACGCAGUGGACGCUGGCUGCUCCGAUGGGCCGUCCAGCAUCAUCGGCGUUGGGCCACCGAGUCCGCUGACCGGGUGCUAUCUGCUUAUCGUCAUCGGUGAGCCACACUCUCAGGACCACAAGGAUAUUAUACUGCAGCGGCUCGUUAAAGGGUUCCUGUCAUGGGACGUCUUGGAUUGCCACGUCGACCUGGAGGAGGAGUUGCAUGCCAUCACGUUGCAGGCGCUCGAGGGCGAAGAAGGCAAGCACGGUGAACGGUUGAUCCAGUAUGCGAGCGAGAAUCUCGUCACGGAGAUCCUGAUCCAUCCCCAGAUCAACACGUUUAUCCAGUGCAUACGGAAUCUGCUGAGCAGCUUCACCCGACAUCGGCACAUCAUCCACACCGGGUACACUUUUGCCGCCAACGGAUCCUGGGUGCUGCAGGAUGGAACCUUCUCGGUGGUGGACUUCAUGGAGGCAUUCCAAGAGCACGAGGUACAACGGGUCCUGCGCGCCUAUCCGGAAACAAUCACGAUGGACAUCCACUGCGCCCCGGUCGGCAAUUGGGCCUCGAUUCAGGACAAGAGCUUUGCCCGGCUCUGCCGCAUCCGGCUCAAUCCGGUCGAUGUGCUGAGUUCGGGCAGUGACAAGUUGAGCGCGUUCGUGGACUACCUGGCAACGAUGAUCGUACCGACGGAGAUAUCCGAACUGCUGGAAAGCUCGGACGUGGUCGGCAAUAUCCGCUUCAGCCAUCCGACACUGUAUGUCUUCCCCGGAGGGCAGGGUGACGCGGCACUGUUCGGUAUCAAUGGAUUCAAUAUGCUAGUCGACGGUGGCUUUAGCCGAAAAUCUUGCUUCUGGGAUUUUGUUCGCCAUCUGGAUCGGUUGGAUGCUGUGCUGAUGACACGGAUCAACAAUACCAACAUCAAAGGUAUUUCAGCGGUAGUCGAGCGCAAGAAUGAAGCACACGUAUACCCGCAGAUUGGGCACUUCUUCUGUAACAUUCCGGAGCGCAAGGGUCUGCUGAGUCCCGAUGGAGACAAGGACCGAGACCCGCUGCUGGUAGAGCUAAUCGAUGAAGGUCACCAAAUUGUCACCAAUUUAAAAUCCUUGAAUUUGAAAGCACAAAAUUGCUACCGCGAUGCGGAACCCAUUAAUCUGUAUCAUAAAGUUGGUCAUGGUACUCUGGACAUGUACGUGAUUAGUCCUGCGAAAGAUUCAAAGGAAGUUAAAGAAUUCCUCGCCAAAUGGCAUGCUGCUGAUCCCAAACUAUUCACUCCGAAGGAUUCCAAAGAGUUUACAUUCCCAAUUCAAAAUAUCAUUUCAAUCUGCGCCCUGCUAGUGUGGACUCCGGCCAACCCGGAAGACAACAUCACAAGAAUACUCUUCCCGGGAUCCGCACCAGAGUACAAAAUUCUCGAAGGACUGGAAAAAAUGAAAAACGUCGAAUUCAUGCGCCAUCCGGUAUGUGCCGUCAAGUCGAUCGCUCCGAGCAUUUCGACGCAAGCCUUCACCAAGAAAGCACUGAAAUCAUCAUCCAUCGAUAAGAUAAUUCCCGAGCCAAUCCUUCCGUCCAAGGCAACGAAACCAUCUGAGAAGGAUAAUAAGCUUUUAGAGAACAAGAUUAAAAUGAUCGACAACAAACUGGCCGACGCCACCAAGAGUUCCUCGGAAAUCAUAGACAGCUCAGGGGAUGAAGCCAAACUGGAAAAACAUCUGACCAAGUCAUCGGUGGCCGCUGUCGCAGCUGCAAAAGUUGAUGCCAGCAAAAUUAGAGCGGUCAAGACAAAGGCAACCGAAUCCGCCAAAAAGAUCGACAACAAGUCGAUUGAAACAAGUAAAAAAAUUGAACUGGACGAGAAAAAAGAUUCUUCGGACGCCGGUUCCGAAAAAGAUGAAACCGACAAGAAACCAGAAGACGACAAAGAAACAAAAGACGACGAAUCUAAGGAGGGCAAAAAGCAGGAAUCACCCUCUAUCAAAGAGGACACGAAAGCCAUCAAGAAAAUCGGAGAACGAACCAGUCGGCCGGUCACAGCUCGUGCCCGACUUGACUCGAAGCCUCCUAAAAUUACAAAAACUAUCAAGAAAAAGGACGAAACCAACAAGUCCUCUCCAACCACACCGAAAAAGACAAUUGAACCAAAGUUGACCAAUGGAGUAGCGGAAAAGAAGGACGACGAAUCGAAGAAACUAGCCGGUCCUCCGAAAACAACCAAACCCGUUAGUACCAAACCAGGCAAGGUGAGCCCCAAAAGCACUCCGGCUAAGAGCGCCAAAGAUGCCAACAAUCGCAAGGUGCUGGAAGCUCGCCAGCGCCCUGUAUCGAAGCCACCAGCCAAGAAGGAAUCUCCAGCUGCUCCGGAAAAGAAAGAAUCACCGCCAAAGAUCGAGCGCAAACCUCUGUCCCGUCGGCCGAAAGGAACCGCACCUGGUCACGCCGUAGGCGGAAGUCCAGUAAAAGCCAAAAAGGUUCUAAAAUCCGAAAAAGAUGCCGUCAUCCGGAAGGCCAAGCUUGACAAGAAUGGUACAACUGAUUCCAGUCUGGUGUCCACUCCGAGUGCCGAUGAAGCUGGGGUGGCAAUUCAGAAGCGCAUUGUCGAUGCUACAGCCACGGCUGUCACCGCUGGAGAAGGUUCCGGAGUGGAUGCUGUUCAGGAACAGCAGCUGGCGGAGUUGAAGGAAGAACAGGAUGCAGUUCGUGAGAUAGAAGCCGUGUUUAAGCGUGACUCGGAAAAGGUAACACGGCGUGAGCUGUUGUCGGAACAUCGUGAGAUACAGGACAGUGCAACGGAACCGGAGGAAGAGGAGGAAUAUUUGAUCAUUGAGAAAGAGGAGCAGUAUACGGAAGAUUCGAUCAACGAGCCGGAAAGUAGUGCGACUAAGGAAGAAGAGAUUCAGAAGCAUCAGCGAGAUUCGGAGGAAUCGGAGAAACGAAAGCGGGAUAGUUUGGAAGGGGUGGAAAAAGCUGAUCAGGUGAAGGUUGAAGAUGAGGCAGCUACAGUGGUGGAAGUUAUUGAAGGCGACAAGGGUGAAGCCGAAGAAGAAGAAGAAGUUAAGCCAGAGGAUGAGGACACCAAUGUUGAGAAAGAAACCAUCGAAGAGGUGAAAGAGCAAGACGAAGGAACAGAGAAGCUAUCUCCGAAGCAUAAGCAAGAGCUGGCAGAAGAGGUUCAGGAAAUUAUUGCAUCAGCAAAAGAAAUCGCCAAGGAAAAGUCGAAAAUGGAAACGUCGAUGGAUGGGCUGAAGACGGAGGAAAUUUCAUCGAUUAGCCCCGAUGAGAAGAUGAGUAGCACCAAGAAAACAAGUGACACACGUGAUGAGAAUGAACCGGGAGCUGUACCGAAAGAUCACAUCGAACCUCCACAUGAGAGUCACCAUGAAGAACGCGUUUCAGCAACGGGAGAAUCUGGAGCAACUACCACAGCACCUACUCUUCCGGAGGACGAACGCAUUCCACUGGAUGAGAUCAAGGAGGAUCUGGUGAUUGAGGAGAAACAUGUAAAGGAAGAAACCAAGGAGGUGGAAGUAGCUCCACCGCUUCCGACCGUUUACGAACCAUUGGAAAGACCAACUCCAGCAAAGAUGCAAUUCAGCGCACAGCAAGCUCACAUGAGAGACGUUGUUAAAACACCAGAUGAGGUCGCUGAUUUGCCAAUGCACGAGGAAGCUGACUUUGAGGAGUACAGCGAGGACAAAGACAAGGAAGAUGAGAAGGAGCGGGAUACCAAAGAAAAGCCACAGGCGGCGGUGGCUGCGGAAAUGGCACAAAAGAAGGAGACUGAAGUGAAGAAACCAGAAAAGACUGAAAAGAUAGUAACAGAUAAGUCGGCCGAAAGUGAUAAACAAUGUGAUACGGUUAAGGAUGUGCAGGAAGAAGUCGAGGAAAUUGUUGAAAAAGUCGAGGUUGACACCAAGGUAGCUAGACCACCCACACAGGAUACCCAAUCUACACCGGCGAAGGCUAGUGUUGACGAAGCGGAUGUGCUUAAAGAUCUGGAAUCGCAAAUUAUUCCUAAAGAAGCUGAAGUUAAAGAAAAAAUAGAACCAGCUGUGACGGCUGAGAUUCCAGAUGCAAAAUCGGAACUAGUGGAAGCGGAAGAAGAUGCUGAUGAAGACGAUAAGAAAUCUGUUCAGGAAGAGGAGAUUGUUCCAACUAAGAUUGAACCUAAAAUUCCAGUUCCUGCUGAAGAGUCAUCGGUGCUGGAUGAAAUAUGGAAGACACCCGCAAAAGCAGAGGAAAAGUUGGAGGAGCUGAAGCAGAUCAUUGACGAUAAGGCGAAAGAAACCACCUCCGAUCUUGUGGCGGUGAAAGAUGAAAUGGUAAAAGAACUAGUCGAUCGUAAGGAAGAGAUUAUUGAAAAGGUGAAAACGGAAAUUGCCGAUGUGGGUAAGGAGGCAGGAAAAGUUGCCCUGACUUCAGUUGAAGGAGUCGUAGAAGAAAUCGCAGCUAAAGGUGAAGAUAUCAGCAACGAAUUACAGGCUAAAGCUCAGCAAUUGGAUGACAAGGUGGCAGCUGGGGUAGAGUCUGUUAAGACUGACGUCGAACAGGUAGCUGCCAAGGCCGAAGACGUUCUGUCGAAAAUUGCCGAUGAGAAAAAGGAACUGGAGAAGAUGGCUAAAGAUAUCACCGAAGAAGUCACGGAAAAGAUCGAGGAAACGAAAAAACAGUUGGAUGAUGAACUGAGCAAGACAGUGGAACUUGCGCAGGAGAAGACAAAAAGUGGAAUCAGUUCCUUCCUGGGAGGAAUCACCGACGGGAUCAAGUCAGGAAUUGAAAAGAUUGCGGAUAAGAUGGAAACAAAGAUCAAGGAUAAAACGGAUCAGGUGGAGAGUAAACUGCAGCAAGUUACCGAUAAGAUCGAGGAACUGAAGGGUAAGGAAGUUUCUGAGGAAGUUUGUGAAAAGAAAGAGGUUGCAUCGGUACCGGAUCCAGCUGGUGGUUUUGGAAGAAGUUUUACUCAGGAGCUUCGUGAGACUCAUAUCACAACGUUGGACUCCCCAGUUGGUGACGCGGAUAAGCUAGCGGAUAUAAAGACGAUGGUGAAUAUUCCUCAGCACAUCGACGAGGAUAAAGAAUUGGAAGAGAUAGAAGAAUCUAAGCAGGCAGCUGGAUCCUACGUACUAGCGGAGGUGAAGUAUUCUAACUUCGAAGAUGCCAACCUGCGUGACAUCAAGGAGGAAGAAGACGAAGAUCGUGUUACACCACCGCAGAAAGGCGAAAAGAAGUCAAGUACCCCGCAGUUGGAGCCGAUUGUUCAACCAGCUCGUGCAAGGACACCGGAAGAUGUGGCGAAGAUAGUGGCGAAUGUCGCUGAAGUUCUAAAGUCAGACAAAGAUCUGGAGGAGAUCAUUCCUGGAUUUGAUCCCGUAGAACUGGAACGUAAACUGUCGCAGGGAGCCCCCCGGGAUGAGGAUGUCGGUACGGUGCAGCGUAUGUUGGUAACGACCAGCAGCGAAGAUGGUGGCGAAGAAAUUGACAUUUGUCCAGCUGGAACCAUCACGUUCUCGAAAUCUCCAACGCCAGAACCACAAGUUUCCGGUAAAACUACUCCUGAGAUUCGGCUUGACGAACAAGCGGUUGAGCAGACGAAGGUAGCUGAACAGGUGGAUAAGCCACAACUGCCGGAAGUGAAACAGACUGAUAAGACAAGUCCGGCGUCCUCUGGAAAAUCUUCUCCUGAUCUUAAAACAUCGCCAACAUCGAUCGAAGAGAAGGAGAAACAUGAACUCCCGGAAAAGGUGGUAGCUGUUGAAGUGAAGAAAACUCCCGUGAAGGAACCGGAAACCCGGAAGGAAUCUUUGGCAGAGCAGUACGAUUUGAUAGAUGACUCGAGGCGGGAAUCUGCCAUCAGCACUUUUAGCGAACGUGACUACACGAAGGAUGAAAGCUCGAUCGUUGACGAAAGAGAUUCUUCCCGAGCGCAUUCCAUUUCCAGUCAUAUAAGUGAUCUGAAGGAAGACGCAGCCGAUGCUAAAGUGGUUGCCGAUUUUAUUAAAGAAUCCGAUGACGCAGCUAAAACAACUGGCGAUGAGCUGAUCAAGAAAGCGGAUGAUUUGUCUAGUCCUGAGUCGGUUACUAGCCAGAAGACGAUUUCGGAGAAGGUUGAUGAAAAAGUGUCCCAAGCUGGGACUUUGCAGGCUGAGGCUGAGGCCAAAGAGACAUCUAGGCCUGAAUCCGCCGCAUCGCAUGUGAGUGAGAAAGCUUCAUUUGAAAAGUCUGAUGAGAAAACUGCCGCCAAGGAAGCCUCACGGCCUGAAUCCGUCGCUUCUCAUGUCAGCGAAAAGGCAUCCUCCGAAAAGUCCGAAGAUAAACCAGAGGUUAAGGAGGCUUCUCGACCUGAAUCCGCUACUUCUCAUGUCAGCGAAAAGGCUCCUUCGGAUAAGUCUGAAGACAAAACCGCUGCCGCGGGGGCUUCCCGACCAGAAUCUGCUGCUUCCCACGUGAGUGACAAGGCUUCGACUGGCAAGUCUGAAGAUAAACCAGAAGCUUCCCGACCGGAAUCUGCUGCAUCACAUGUAAGUGAAAAGGCUCCCUCGGAAAAGUCUGAGGACAAAACAGCUGUUAAAGAGGCUUCGCGACCAGAAUCCGUCGCUUCUCAUGUCAGCGAAAAAGCAUCAUCUGAAAAGUCCGAAGACAAACCUGGCGCUAAGGAGGCUUCCCGGCCUGAAUCCGUUGCUUCUCAUGUAAGCGAAAAAGCUCCAUCUGAAAAGUCUGAAGAGAAAACUGCCAUCAAGGAUGCCUCUCGACCUGAAUCCGCUGCUUCUCAUGGAAGCGAAAAGGCUCCUUCGGAAAAGAGGGAAGUCGAAAUAGCUGCGAAGGAGGCUUCUCGACCAGAAUCCGCUGCUUCCCACGUGAGUGAGAAGGGCCCGACUGGAAAGUCUGAUGACGAUAAAACAGAGACUAAGGAGGCUUCUCGACCAGAAUCCGCUGCUUCACAUGUAAGUGAAAAGGUUCCUUCGGAAAAGUCUGACGAGAAAACAGAUGCCAAAGAGGGUACUCGGCCAGAAUCCGCUGCUUCCCACGCCAGUAAAAAAGCUCCAACUGAUUCUGCAGAUAAAGUCAAAGAAGCAUCUCGACCAGAAUCCGCCGCUUCACACGUCAGCGAGAAGGCCCCGACUGAUAAGUCCGAAGAUAAACCAGAAUCCAAGGAAGCAUCCCGGCCUGUAUCCGCUGCUUCCCAUGUCAGUGAAAAGGCACCCUCUGAUGACAAGCCUUCAAGACCCGAAUCCGCGGCUCCAGCUGAGUCUGAAGAUAAAACCAAAGAGGCCUCUCGACCCGAGUCUGUUGCUUCGCAUGUGAGCGAGAAGGCUCCAUCUGAUAAAUCGGAAGAGAAACCGGGCGUCAAAGAUUCUUCUCGACCGGAAUCCGUUGCGUCUCAUGUUAGUGAUAAGGCUUCAUCUGACAAGCCAGAAGAAAAACCAGAUACCAAAGAGGCCUCACGACCGGAAUCCGUUGUUUCCCACGUCAGCGAAAAGGACACUAAAGAACCUUCAAGACCCGAAUCCGCUGCUUCUCAUGUGAGUGAGAAGUCUCCUAUUGACAAGUCGGAAGAUAAACCAGCUGCCAAGGAGGCCUCCCGACCAGAGUCCGCUGCUUCACAUGUAAGUGAAAAGGCUUCAUCUGAUAAGUCUGAAGUGAAACCAGAUGCAAAAGAAGAUUCACAACAGUCCCGUCCUGAGUCAGCGGCCAGCCACGCAUCGGAAAAAUUAGAUGAGAAACUAGCGGAACCACAAGACACUUCCAGACCCGUAUCAGCCGCUAGUGACAAGUCGCCGUUGGAAACAAUACUUGAAGCGGCGAAGACUGAAGAACCAACGAAAGAAGCCGAGAAGCUUACGGUAGAAUCUAAAGAACCGUCACGACCUGAAUCAGCAACGAGUAAGGAAUCAGGACCGGAUGGGACGAAAUCUGCAUCAAGACCAGAAUCAGCAGCGAGCGAAAAAGAACCGGGCAUCAAGACAAUUCAGGAUGUGAAAACAGCUGGAUCUGAGACCAAGCCUCUCGCCAAAUCUGAAGUUUCUCGACCAGAAUCGGUUGCUAGUCAUGUCAGUGAAAAGUCUGUCGAUAAAGUAGAUAAAGGUGAAUCUCGUCCCGAAUCAGUCGCUAGUCAUGUCGGCGAGACGGUCAAGGACACUUCAGGUGAAAAAGCUGUAUCGGAGCAGAAAGUCGACGAGUCACGCCCGGAGUCAGCAGCUAGUCAUGUAAGUGAGAAAGAAAAGACAGCUACUUUUGAGAAGACGGACGUCAUCGUCCCCAAAUCUAAGGCAGACGAGAAAGAAACUUCUAGACCGGAGUCUGCAACUAGUCACGUCAGUGAUGCAGCUAAAAAGGACGACAAAACUACAUCGCGACCGGAAUCAGCAGCGAGUCACGCUGAAGAUAAGAAGGAUGCCUCCCGGCCAACAUCUGUCGCCAGUCAUGUCAGCGAACAGGAACCCAGCAAGGUUGAAGCUGAGAAGGAAACUUCACGACCCCUAUCUGUGGCAAGUGAUAAAAGUGCUACAGCAGGGCACGAUGAAAAGAAGGGAUCGCAACCGGAAUCAACUGCCAGCGAUGGAAAGGAUGAUAAGAAGGAAAGCUCUCGUCCGGAAUCAGCGGCCAGUCAUGCCAGUGGGAAGACUUCUGCCAGUGAAGCAAAGCCUACUGAUGUUAUCGUCAAUGGAGACUUUUCGCGUCCCGAGUCACCAGCCAGUUGUUCCAGUGACAAAGUGAUCCCUCCGAAAGAACCGGAGCCCAAAUGUGUGGAAAAAGAUUUGGCGCGUCAAGAUUCUCAUGCCAGCUAUAACGGGGAACCUAUUCCAGACGAAAAGACAUUCUCUCGUCCCGAAUCUCCUGCUAGCUGUGGUGACGAUGAGAAAGAAAUGGCGAAGCUUUCUCCAAUUGCAUCCAAGCAGGCGGAUAAAUCGGAAGAAACUGACAAAAAACAAACAACUGAAAGUGUUGACAAGGAUGUACUAGUUUCCACCGCUAAAUCGACGGACGCUGAAAGUGAUUUCUCACGCCCGGAAUCCCCAGCCAGUUGCGGCGAUGCAUCGGUGCAACCCACAGCUGCAUCCCCCUCGACCGUUCCGGAAAAGGACCUCGCCAGGCAGGAUUCUACUGCUAGCUACCACGGCGAACCAAUACCCGAUGAGAAACAAUUCUCACGUCCAGAUUCCCCGGCAAGUUUCACCGGAGACGAUGCAGCUGGGAAGGAAGAAAAAAUUGACUCCAAAGCAGUUUCACGACCGGAGUCCGUAGUCAGUGGAAAAGAUGCGUCCCGUCCGGAAUCAGCUGCUAGUCACGCAAGCGAAAAAGAUAAACCAACCCAAGUCGACUUGUCCAAAUCACCGGCUGUCGAGGAUAAGCCAAAACCGGACUCGCGCCCAGAGUCAGCGGCUAGUCAUGUGUCCGAGAAAGCUGCCACCAGCGAAUCGCAUUCGCGUCGUGAAUCAGCCGUCAAAGAAGAUCGCCCGUCCUCAGCGCUAAGCGAUCAUGCUGAAGAGCAGGACGAAAAAGUAUUCAAGAAAGAAUCUAGAUCAAAAUCUCUGUCGGCUGUAAUGUCAUCCACGAGUCAGAAGAGCACAUUUGAAGGUAGCGCCCUAGGCGCACUUGAAGAAUUAGCGUCUUCGCGUGACGAUUUGGAAAUCAGAAAGACCCCUCGAGAAAGCAUUACCGCAAUCGAUGACUUUAUUAAAGAGAAGGAAUCGUCGAAGUUGAAACUAUCACUGUUCGGAGAAGACCAAUUCCCAUUGGAAGAAAAACGUGCUUCUAGCGAUUUCCCCAUGUUUGAAAAGGAAGAAGAGAGUCCAGAAGGUAAUGCUGCCAUCCAGCCUGGAAUCGAUCAACUACUGAAGGAAUCGUGUGAUUCAAUGAAAGAGAUUGAAAAGAUGUCAUCCAGCGUUAUCUCAAUGAUCAAAUCAACGGAAGAGAAAGGGGAAUCUAACACAACCGACGGAAAGACGUCCUCAAUUGCCUUCCCUUUCUUCGAGAGUGGAAAAUCAACCCCCCUGUCAACGGAGAAGGAUAAAUCACAAACAUCCAGUAUUAAGUCAGUCAGUCCCCACGAAAAGGACUCACUAGAGGAAAGUUCGACCUCGCUCAAUACCUUCAUCGAAAAGGAUAGUCUUUCGGAAAAUGCAACCAAGCAGAUAACAAUUAAGAUGGGCGCCAUUGAAGAGUCCAGCAUGACGACUACAACGACGACCAGCACGGUCGGUAAAACCGAAAGCUCUGAACUGCUAGGUGGACUCAAAACACCACCGACAGCACCAAUCAGUCCGAAUGUGGUGAAGGAGGAAUUCAGCUUAGGUCAGAUCAACGAAACAACAGCCACAACAACAACAUCGACGACGACCGCCACGUCGUCAAGCCAGAUCGUAAAGCAGCACAAGGAAGAUGCAUCUGGUAUUUCAACACCUAAAGAAUCUGUACCAUCUGGAAAGAGUAGUCCAGGGAUGAUGUCCACUCAUACAGGCAGUACAGAUAGUGCGUCCAAGUCAAUCAACCUCGGCCACAGUUCAGGUAUUGAAACAUCAGACUCAUCUCCGAAGCCAACAUCACCGUUCCCGAAAGUGGUCGACACGCUGAAGACGGACGAAAUUAAGACGAGCUCGGGCAUGAGCACACCGGAUAUGACCCGCACCUCCACCCCGGAUAUGGUUGAUUCACAAAUCGAACGAGUGCCGGACGGAAAGACUAGCACUACUGUUGAAGCCAAGCUCGAUGACAAGAUUGUAAAGACCGAAACCUCUGCUGAAACCAAGAAAGAUGACACUAGCAGCGCUGGUGAUUCCAUGUCCACUUCCAGCGUCACCACCACAACAACAGCCAAAGCAGCUGCAGCAGCAUCAAAGGAAACAGUGAAAACACCGGCGACUCUUACUCUCACAACAACCGAGGAUCGCAGCUUGACCGAAGAAUUCGAUGAGAAGGACGUCCUCUCGCCUCGUUCAGACAUAUCUUCCGGACAAGCCUCACGCAUUGUAGCCGCUUGGCACGACGAAGAUGUUCCUGGUUCACCGAUGAGCGUCACUUCACAGGCUCCUCUCUCACCUAGCACUAAGUACACCUACGAUUACGACCUUCAACACUCAAGCUCGGGUGUUAGCAAGAAAUCGGACAUUGAAAUCGACGACAGCCAGGAUGAAAUUCCUCCCCAAUAUGAUAGUGAAGAAGUCAAAUCUGCAAUCACCAUCGCAUCUGCAUACAAACCGGAUCCGAUGAGCACCUCCUUCUACGGGCAACUUCCGGACGUUUCCGACACGGCCGUUACGAAAUCAGUACCGAUUCCGAUCUCAGCCGGUAAAGCAUUCACAAAGACUUACAUGGAGUAUGCUUCCAGCGGCGACAGCAGUAUAGAUUCCAACCAACACAAGACGUCCAGGGACAGCAAAUACCUCGAUGAUGCCGAUCUUGAUUUCGAAAAGACUUUCACCAAAUCGGAUCAGGUAGAUUUGAUGACUACAUCGAUGCACUUUUCCAGUGAGAAGGAAUUCAUGGCCGCCACUACCGUUGCCGAUGGCAGCAAGAAAGAGUUAGAUUUCACCCCAAGUGGAUUGCCUUCGACCGCCACCACCCUUCCUCAACAAGCACAAACUACUGCAGCAAGUACAGCACAGUCCAGCACUACGACAACUUCCACCGGUAGCACCACCGGCCAGACACAAUCGGACAAAACCAAGGAUACGCUGGCAUCGUGGGGCAAACCGUUAGGACUACCAUCUCCGGCACCGUUGAACGAUGACAACAUGAAGACCACUCCCAAGAAGGAACGCCGAAUGAUCAUCAGCAAGACGCGGCUGAACAACGAGAAGAAUCUACGCAAACGAUCCGAGUCGCCGAUUAAGGCAACGAAGAAACCGGCUCCGGUGUACGUUGACCUGUCGUACGUGCCACAUCACGGCAACUCGUACUACGCCAACGUGGAGUUCUUCAAGCGGGUCCGAGCCCGCUACUACGUAUUCUCCGGAACGGAACCUAGCCGUGAGGUGUACAACGCGCUGCUCGAGGCGAAGCAAACGUGGGAAGAUAAAGAAUUAGAGGUGACUAUCAUUCCAACCUACGACACCGACGUGCUCGGCUACUGGGUUUCGGAGAACGAGGACCUGCUGGCGAAGUACCACAUCGACCUGUCACCGUCGGCCGCUCGCUGCACGAUCAACCUACAGGAUCACGAAACGUCCUGCUCGGCCUAUCGACUCGAGUUCUAGGCAACGGGGAUAUUUGUAGCUUUUUCGAAUGACAUCCACACAGUCCACACCCAGUCCCAGUCCCAGUCGGCAUCGUCCCCGUGCAGCAGCACCGUAGCGUCCGUUCCUGUAGUAACCGUGGCGGUGAAUGCAAGCGAGACUAAAUUGUCCUAGAUUGGUCGAAAAAAAAACUGAACAACACCUUACAGGGCAAAGCAUAUUAUUGUAGUACUUAUCAUACUGUUAUGUUCCAAAUCGUUAGGAACCCAUAGGGUCUCUGGUAAAUAGUGACUGAGUUUCUCUUUCUGGUAGCUAGAAAGAGUGAUUUGGAUUUUUCUAUGCAUGAAACUAUUCGUUUAUAACAACCCAACAUAUUCUAAUUUAUGUUCAGUAUACAGAAACAUAUACUAUAUUCUAAUAGCCGAUAGUUAGUUUAGUAAUUACAACUAGCCUAAACAAGGAAAUCACUUAGGAGAAGACAAUGAAAAUGAGCUUAAUGAUCACUCUGAGAAUCAGACUAUUGAAGAAAAAAAACCUUUGAGAAAGGCGUAACGGAAACAACGGAAUAUCAUCUCUGAGAAUAAUUGCAAACCCGAGUCUAAGAGCAAACAUAAACAAGCCAAAAAAACAUCCAACUAGUCGACCGAAGGAAAGACAUUACUACUACAAUUACUACUAGAGUACUGUUACUACUAGCAGAAAACAUUUAGGAUCUAAUUCAUACCAGUACCUAUAAAUGCGAAAUCAAGAAUUUGAGUAAUCACAACUUAUUAAUUCAAUUCUCCCUCAGAUGCUAGAGUCAGGUAGAUAGCGUUGUGAUAUUGUUUUUAGGAGAACAAAAAAAAGGUUAAGCUACGGUAUUAAAAACAAAUUUAAACCUUUCCGAGCAUAGAUCGCAUUACAAAUUCAAAGAAAUUAUCAACAAAAAUGAGUCGGUAAACAAAAAAAGUUACUUCAUUCCAAUCUGCGCAAAUCGCCCUGUUCGGAUUUCCUUAUAAGGCCUACUUCGAUGACACGUGGCCGUAGCUGUUAUCUUGAAUAGGAUACGUGUUUACCGAUCGUGUUUUUUCCAGCAAAUCAGAACAUUACUUGAACACAAACAUGAAGAGCAAGCUAGUGCUCUCGCAACGGAACCAUCUUUUGACCGACCCUAUCUCCAUGUGAAACUUUAGCGCUGAGCAGCGAGAUUUCAGGCAACUUCCGUCUAAAGUAUUUGUCGAAUACACACAUACACACACACAACCACACGCCAUAUUUUAGAGAGCACUUUAAACGUUUUGACAUGUGUAAAACCCGAAACCGACGCCAUUUUGGAUGAAUUUUUACAACAAUCAAUAUAGGAAAUUAUUAGCGAGAAAUAAUAUGCUUGUUCAAGAAAUGAAAAUCACAAAUCUCGCUGCUCGCCGCGAGAGAAUAAUUUUAUCCUUCUUUCCCCCCCACAAACGGUCAACGUGUGGUUUGUGUCACGAGGGUAUUCUAGAAAUUCUUAUUAAACUAUUACAGCAAAUAUAAUAAACAAAAUAUAUAUAUUUACGAUUGUUGAACCUAUUGACUCGUUGGCCCGAUUAAUGACAUGACGCACGAUAGAUGGCGGAUUCGUAUAUUUUUAUAUACACUGAAUAUUCUUACAAAAUGUUCGAGAUGGAGCAACCCUCCGGAAAACUGGACCUUUACUUCCGGUAGGAGCGCGUGCUGCGGUAGCGGUUAGACUGGAACCUUGGAAGUUGAACAGAUGUUUAUUACAAAGGACUCUUUACUAUCUGCUAAUAUAAAAAAAAAAUAUUAUAAAAAUGCAUAAAAAACAGCCCAAUUGAAUAAUAAAUAGAAAAUUUUUCUUUAGAUUUUUUCCUUUUACUAUAAAACAACAAAAAAUCUUCACUCUGUAACUUUUAUUAUGGACGUUUUACGGUAAGAAACCAUCUCCAAAACGAAAGAAACCAUUUACCUAAUAAAAUAAAAAUAAUUUCAUCCCGUGUAAGUAAUAAAACCUCACUGCUGGAAUAUUCCACUUAAUUAUACAUUGAAUUUAAGUUAAGCCUUGCUGAAAUCUUCCUUCUUUUGACCCAUUGUAAUUUAUCGUUCCCACAUUUAGCAUUGGUUCGACCUGCUAUCAGUUUACUUCAACGCGAGUGACAGAGAAGUUUCUUAGAGUAACAGAACAAAGUUAUUCUCGAUCAAAUAUUACACAAAAACACGCAGUUGAUUGAUACUAAAACCAGAAUCUUAGAAACUAAAAUUAAAUUAGAGAUGUUUACGCCAGCUAAAAAAAAGUGUUAAUUAUUAAGACAAACAUUCAGUAAGUAACAAAGCAAAUUAAACCACAAAACGUCAGCGAAAACUGGGACAGAAAAGUGAUUGUUGAAAGACAUUUGACAAUUUUUUAUAUGCGAUUUUAAGCUUUUAUAGUAGUGAUUACGACCACUAUUGAGAGAGGCAUACACAAAAGAAAGGCAGAGCUAAUCGAAUCGAGUCAAACCAUAUGUCGAAAGAGGGUCUACGCAUUCUUCAGGCGCACGAGUUUAUUGAGUAAAUAGAGACCCUACGGCUACGGUGGUAAUACAGUACAGCAAAGUGCUAGAAACGGAAAACAAGAUUCUUAUUUUCGUUAAUGUCUGAGUAAACUAUACAAAUUUGUUUAUCGGUUCAUCCUAGAUGAUACCGGUUCUAGGCAAGCUUUUGGCUACGCUUUGUUUGUUUUGAUUAGGUUGAACGUGAAAGUGUCAAACACGCUUAGAGUGGAAUAAGCACUAUAGAUGUAAAAAUCCAACGAAUCGAUCGGCUCUCUUGCUACGCUAAGACCGACCAAGAAAGUUCGAGCAAUGGACACCAGUAAUAGGAAGACAGUGCAGUGCUAGUAGCAAAAUGCCGGAAAUGCCUUUUCUAGGGAAAACAAAUAUUCAAAAACCUACGGCAGACAGUGUCGCAUAAUAAAGCAGAAGAUGAAUGUUGUGAUGAAUAGGAAAACAAAGGAAUAAUAAAAAGUAAAAAUAUAAUAUGGCUUAAGCAUUCAGUGCGUAUGUGAAAGACUUAUCGGAUGUCGUGUUUUACCUAAAAUGUUCGGUUGAAAAUCAUUUCCUAUUACGCAAAAUAGAAUUGUAGCCGUUUUUUUCCUACGUUGCAAGCAAGUAUGCAAUAAGUUUAUUUAUUGUUUGGUUCGAGAAAAGGACUAAGAGAGAAGACUAAAGCGAAAAUGAUAUUAGAUUAAACAAAGUUACAAGCAACUUUUUUGAAGAAAGACACACAUAGAACGACACAUUGAAUGUACUAAAAAAAAUUGAAAAUAAUAUUACUAUAAAAAAUGUAAACUGUAUUAUGAUUAUGGCAGUAAAAAAAAUCAAAUAAACACUAUUUUAGCUUCAUCUAGUCAGUUGAUUAAAUGUUUCGUCAGUUCAGAAUUCCUUAAACCCCGCAUCUAGUUGAUAAAACUGAAACGUAUUGCAUUCCCCCGCGCGGAGUCCCUAUGUUGGUUGGUAAUGAAACACUUGAAGCUAAACCGAAGCGCAGAUGAGUCAUGUCAUACGAUUUCACAACAGCACUCAUGAGAUUUCCGUUGAAUGAAUUCUAAUAGCACAGGUCAUGCAAAAAACAAAAAAAAACAAAA
Topomyia yanbarensis is the source of this 17015-nucleotide messenger RNA. It is a transcript of the gene futsch, whose product is annotated as microtubule-associated protein futsch. Lineage: Eukaryota; Metazoa; Arthropoda; Insecta; Diptera; Culicidae. Gene Ontology annotation, cellular component: neuronal cell body; microtubule; microtubule associated complex. Gene Ontology annotation, biological process: dendrite development; microtubule cytoskeleton organization; regulation of microtubule depolymerization. Gene Ontology annotation, molecular function: microtubule binding; actin binding. Bases 1085 to 13435 code for a protein of 4116 amino acids. The transcript is spliced from 7 exons. The record is from RefSeq and is a predicted model, not a curated record.